UAAUGAGAGAUGUUCUCGUUUCUCCAUCAGUGAGAGGUGUUAACCUGAGGAAGGUAUUAUGGAGUUAGAGGAUAAAGCCUUAUGAAAGAUGUUGAGUCAGGUGGAUCCGUCUGAGUGUGUGUGUGUGUGUGUGUGUUGCUGGGCUUAUUCUUCACUUUGCCAUCAGACUCUAGACGUCGUGUUGGAUCCGUUCCUCUGCGUCUCAUGAUCUAAUCCCUCACUUCUUCUCCGUUGAGGACCAGUCUCACGGUGCUGAGCUCCAAUGCUCUCGCUGUGACCCUACAGCUGCUCAAUCUCGUCUUGUUCUCACUCCGAAAGUCCCAGUUCAGUUCCCUCGCCUCACCAUGGACAUCGGCGGCCUGACGACGGUGGUGGCCAACUCGGCGUACAUCUCGGCCCGAGGCAGUUUCGACGGCACGGCUAACCCGGCGGCCAACCGAGACAAGAAGUACCAUGCCAAACUCAAGCUGCCCCACAUCACGGUGUGCGAAGGUCUGAGAGAAACUCUGGAUCUGCAGUUUAAGAGCAUCUGCGUGGAGCAACCCAUUGGUAAGCGACUGUUUCAAGAGUUUCUGGAAACCACCAACGAGUAUAAAGGCCCUUGUCGCCUCUGGAAGGACAUCGAGACGUAUGACACCGCUGAGGAUAAAGACAGGGUUCAGAAAGCUGCCAAAAUCCUCCAGCGGUACAUGGAGCCUUCGGCCAAGCACUUCUGCCCGUUUUUACCCGAGAACGACAUCACCAAGGUGAAGGAGCGGCACGAGGAGGCGGCGGAUGACCUGUUUGUGCAGAUCCUGGCCAGCGUUUUCGACUUCCUCAAAGAGGUCCCCUUCACUUUCUAUCUAGAGACCAUGUACUUUAAGCGGUUCCUCCAGUGGAAGUGGCUGGAGAUGCAGCCGGUGGCCGAAGACUGGUUCCUGGACUUCCGUGUUCUGGGUAAGGGUGGAUUCGGAGAGGUGUCCGCCUGUCAGAUGAGGGCCACAGGGAAGCUGUACGCCUGCAAGAAGCUCAACAAGAAGAGGCUGAAGAAGAGGAAAGGCUAUGAGGGCGCUAUGGUAGAGAAACGGAUCCUGGCUCGAGUUCACAGUAGAUUCAUCGUGUCGCUGGCUUACGCCUUCCAGACCAAGACAGAGCUGUGUCUGGUGAUGACCAUCAUGAACGGAGGAGACCUGAGGUACCACAUCUAUAAUGUGGAUGAGAAUAACCCAGGGUUUUCUGAAGCCAGAGCGUGUUAUUAUGCUGCUCAGAUCAUUCAAGGACUGGAGCAUCUUCACCAGAAGAGAAUCAUCUACAGAGACCUGAAGCCAGAAAACGUUCUGCUAGAUAAUGAAGGUCACGUCCGUAUCUCUGACCUCGGGUUGGCUGUGGAGCUCGCAGAUGACCAGCUCAAAACCAAAGGCUACGCUGGAACUCCAGGGUUCAUGGCCCCGGAGCUGCUUAAGGGAGAAGAAUAUGAUUACUCAGUAGAUUACUUCACUCUCGGGGUCACGCUGUACGAGUUCAUCGCUGCCAAAGGACCCUUCAGGACUCGAGGAGAGAAGGUGGAGAAUAAAGAGGUGAAGAAGAGGAUCCUGAACGACCCGGUGACCUACCCAGAAACCUUCAGUGAGAAAGCCAAGUCCGUCUGCGAGGGUCUGCUGGCCAAAGAGGUGGACAAGAGACUGGGCUUCAAGAACGGCUCGUGUGAUGAGCUGCGCGCACAUCCCUUCUUCAGUGAAAUCAACUGGAGGAAACUCGACGCAGGGAUCCUGCCGCCUCCUUUCGUCCCGGACUCCAAGACGGUCUACGCCAAGAACCUGGACGAUGUGGGCGCGUUCUCCACGGUGAAGGGGGUCUGUCUGGAGGACGAUGACAAGACGUUCUUCGAUGAGUUUGCGUCGGGAAACAUCGCCAUCCCCUGGCAGGAGGAGAUGAUCGAGACGGGCAUCUACGGAGAGCUGAACGUGUGGGGUCCGAACGGCACGGUGCCCAACGACCUGCGCCGAGAGUCCAUCCUGGAGCAGCCGCCCAAAUCCUCCACCUGCAGCAUCUCAUAACCACAGCAGACCACAACACACACACACACUCCAGCUCCAGAUGCUUUCAGCAGCUUGACACUGGGAACCCUGCAGCACAAAACCUUAAAGUGAGAUCUAUGCAUCAUCUGAAGCUGAAUAAUCAUCUCUCCAGUGAUGUCUGGUUUGUUCGGAGGACAAUAUUUGAGAAUCUGGA
Molecule: messenger RNA, 2211 nt
Organism: Carassius auratus (goldfish)
Lineage: Eukaryota; Metazoa; Chordata; Actinopteri; Cypriniformes; Cyprinidae
Product: rhodopsin kinase-like
Exons: 7
Coding region: 345-2036 (563 amino acids)
Biological process (GO): visual perception; signal transduction; protein phosphorylation
Cellular component (GO): cytoplasm
Molecular function (GO): rhodopsin kinase activity; ATP binding
Source: RefSeq, a predicted model, not a curated record